AUGCUUUUAAAUAUGAAUUUCUCUGAAGUGACAUAUUUUUAUCUAUCUGAUUACAAUGAAAUGGAGGGCUUUAAGCCAUUGUACUUCUGCAUCUUUUUGAUUAUAUACAUAACUAUUGUUGCUGAAAAUGUUGUGUUAAUAGGACUGGUCUAUUCUGAAAAAAACCUGCAUGAACCAAUGUAUUUUUUGCUGUGUAACUUGGCUGUGAAUGGCCUGUAUGGAAGCACUGCCUUACUGCCAGCCGUACUGAGCAACCUGCUGUCACACUCAUAUGAGAUAUCUUUACCAUUUUGUCAGACACAGAUCUAUGCCUUACACACGUAUGCCAUCACUGAAUUCACAAUUCUAGCAGCUAUGAGUUAUGACAGGUAUGUGGCCAUUUGCUAUCCACUGCUUUAUCAUUCAAUCAUGUCACAGAGAGUUGUUAAACUUAUUGCUUUUACGUGGCUAUACCCCAUGCUGGCAUUUGUCAUUGUUUUAAUUUUCACUCUUCGGCUGCGGUUUUGUGGGAGAACCAUAGAUAAGGUGUAUUGUAUGAAUUACUCGCUGGUGAAACUUGCCUGUACAGAUACAUCUCUUGUUAACAUAGUUGGCCUGCUAUCUGUAGUUCUAUAUACACUUCCACAGAUCAUCAUGAUCUGUUAUUCAUAUGCACACAUCCUGAGGAUAUGUGUACUGUCAUUCAGCAAAUCCAAGCUCAAAGCCCUUCGGACUUGCACCCCACACCUGAUUGCAAUAACAAACUACUCUAUCGGGUGCUUUUUUGAAAUAGCACAAAGUCGCUUCAACAUUAGUCACCUGCCUUACCAAAUCAAGUUGUUUUUAUCUCUGUACUGUUUGAUAUUCCCACCCAUUCUAAAUCCGUUGAUCUACGGUUUGAGUAUUCAAAUCAUAAGGACACGACUGUUUAGGCUUUUUCGCAGAAAAAGCGGGCAAGUAAAUAAUGUUGCCAAGAGGGCUGUUGUUAUGGUGCAUUCAAAGUGUGUUCUGCAUGGCGCUCGGAGGACUGAUGCCUCUGGAAACACAUGA
Molecule: messenger RNA, 1029 nt
Organism: Perca fluviatilis (European perch)
Lineage: Eukaryota; Metazoa; Chordata; Actinopteri; Perciformes; Percidae
Product: olfactory receptor 5AN1-like
Exons: 1
Coding region: 1-1029 (342 amino acids)
Biological process (GO): G protein-coupled receptor signaling pathway
Cellular component (GO): membrane
Molecular function (GO): G protein-coupled receptor activity; olfactory receptor activity
Source: RefSeq, a predicted model, not a curated record